This is a messenger RNA of Tilletiaria anomala UBC 951, 1845 nucleotides long. RefSeq names its product Pkinase-domain-containing protein. The transcript is spliced from 8 exons. Gene Ontology annotation, biological process: protein phosphorylation; mitotic G2 DNA damage checkpoint signaling. The record is from RefSeq and is a predicted model, not a curated record. NCBI's taxonomy places the organism in Eukaryota, Fungi, Basidiomycota, Exobasidiomycetes, Georgefischeriales, Tilletiariaceae. The coding region runs from base 1 to 1845 and encodes 614 amino acids. Gene Ontology annotation, molecular function: protein kinase activity; ATP binding. Gene Ontology annotation, cellular component: nucleus; site of double-strand break; cytoplasm.
AUGGCAGCGCCUACUUCGAGCGUUCCGGCUCCUUCGCCAGUAUCGUCCAUCGGCCAGAAGUACCCCCAAGUCCUGGGUUAUAGACUCACUCGGCUCCUCGGAGGCGGCGGCUUUUCCAAAGUCUUCAAAGGCGUGAAUCCCGACAAUCCUAAACGGAAAGAAGCAGCAGUAAAGGUAGUCUCAUACGCGCCGAUCACAUCCAAAUCGUCCGCUCGCCAUCCAGCAGACCGACAAGCUCUUCAGAAAGAGGUCCAAAUACAUGGUGUACUCAAGCACAUCAAUGUACUGGAGUUCGUUGGUGCUGACGAGCUAGGCACUGCAUCUCGACCGGCUGGCAUUUCUGUACCAGGACUCUACAUGGUGCUUGAGUAUGCCUCAGGAGGAGAUCUUUUCGACAAGAUUGCUCCGGACACCGGAGUCCCUGAAGAUUUGGCGCAGUACUAUUUUCGGCAGCUCAUUGCUGGCAUGCAAUACAUUCACUCGCAAGGGAUCACUCAUCGCGAUAUCAAGCCAGAGAAUCUGCUGUUGUCCGCGCUGGGAGACCUCAAAAUCGCCGAUUUCGGCCUGUGCUCAGUUUAUAAGUACAAAGGUAAAGAGCGUUCUCUCAAAGGCGCGUGCGGCAGCCUGCCGUACAUUGCACCUGAGAUGAAUGGGCAGCCAUACAAAGGCGAAGGUGUAGACGUGUGGAGCGCUGGUGUUGUGCUAUUCGCACUGCUGGUCGGAAACACUCCCUGGGAUGAGCCGACCACUCGGAGUCCAGAAUAUGAGGCAUACCUUACCGGCGAGCUGCUCCAAUAUGACCCCUGGACCAGAAUAUCGGAGCAGCCAUUAGAUCUUCUAAAGGCGAUGCUCACUCCCCGACCUGAAAAGCGUAUCUCCUUGGCCGAGAUCCAGCAACAUGCCUGGUUCAACCGACCAAACGCGUUUUUGCAAGGAGGCGUCUCCAUUGAAGAGAAGACCGGCAACUUGGUCCAAGCACUGAUGGAGAACAUGGUUAAAGCAGGUGACCUGCAUCUUCAUACCGAUGGGGCAAGGGCCGAAGUGAUAGACAUGCCUGCAGCAACGCAACCCGGGGCAGUCACGGUUUCGUCAUCCGGCCUGGAGGAAAUGGACCUUGGCGCACCGUCAGCUUCGAUGGGCCCAAGCAUCACAGGCGACGAGCGUGCGAAACGCUUCGCCAUGAGUCAGCAGUUGCCGGGUAGGCGAUUAGCUACUAUGACACAGAACCCAAACAGCACGCAAUUCCAGGAGGUCUGGGCUGGCAUGACCCAAUGGGCGGACAUUGCAGGUCAUGCGCAGCGAUUCUCCGCACAGACUACGCGCUUCUUCUGCGCUGCGGAGCCCGGAGAGCUUGUACCGCAUCUGCUCGCCAUUCUACAGCAAGAGCGAGCGCAAACGAACGUCUACACUUUGACACCGCACCGAGCGCAGGAGCAGCACCUCCUCGACAUGGAUAAUAUCAUUGAAGGCUUCAGUACGUUGACGCAGGAGCCGCAGAAGAAUUGGAUGCCCGUAUUUGGUGGCGACGAAGGAGCCGUUGGUGACGGCAUGGACGACGAUGACGAGCUGGCGGGUGGCAGCGAUGAAGCGAAGGGGCGACCGCUGGGCGCGAGGCUGCACAUUGCGCUAUCAGACAGACGCAAGUGCCCGUUGGCUGGGAACAUCUACAUCGACGCGCUGCCACUCCGAGGCCGACCAAGUCCGAUCUGUGUCAAUGGCAAGAAGUUACAGAUCAAAUCUCUUGUUCUGAUGAACAGGUCAAGCGGCAGCCCUCUAGAAUGGAGGAAGCUAUUUGCGACAAUUGUCAAGUCAGACACCGUUAAGCAAUUGGUAGUUCCUAUGUAG